This is a messenger RNA of Scatophagus argus, 624 nucleotides long. Its product is annotated as beta-crystallin A1-like. NCBI's taxonomy places the organism in Eukaryota, Metazoa, Chordata, Actinopteri, Scatophagidae. The transcript has 6 exons. Gene Ontology annotation, biological process: lens development in camera-type eye; visual perception. The record is from RefSeq and is a predicted model, not a curated record. Bases 37 to 624 code for a protein of 195 amino acids. Gene Ontology annotation, molecular function: structural constituent of eye lens.
AAAAUAGCAACAGGUAUAACUGAAAAAGACAACAAAAUGGCUCAGACAAACAUGCCCAUGGGCCCUUGGAAGAUCACUGUGUACGAUCAGGAGUACUUCCAGGGCAGGCGUAUGGAGUUCACUGCCUGUUGCCAGAACAUCAUGGAGUGUGGGAUGGAAAACAUUCGCUCCCUGAAGGUCGAGUGUGGCGCCUGGGUGGGCUAUGAGCACUCCAGCUUCUGCGGCCAGCAGUUUGUCCUGGAGAAGGGAGACUACCCCCGCUUUGAGGCCUACAGUGGCAGCAACUCCUACCGCAUUGAGAGGAUGAUCUCCUUCAGGCCCAUCUGUUGUGCUAACCACAAGGAGUCCCGUAUGACCAUCUUCGAGAUGGAGAACAUGAUGGGUCGUCAGUUCGAGCUGUGUGAUGACUACCCCUCCCUGCAGGCCAUGGGCUGGAUGAACAACGAGGUUGGAUCCAUGCACAUUCAGAGUGGAGCCUUUGUGUGCUACCAGUACCCUGGAUACCGUGGCCACCAGUACAUCAUGGAGUGUGACUGCCAUGGAGGAGAGUACAAGUGUUACCGCGAGUUUGGCUCCCACUCCCAGACUCCCCAGAUUCAGUCCAUCAGGAGGAUCCAGCACUAA